AUGCAGUUCUUUCCAGAAUGUUUAUCGUUAUCCGAAGCAGCGAUGCACAUUGUCGAUGCUCAAAGGCAAAAACUCCUUCACUCUCUGCGCGGCUAUUUAAGCAUCGAUAGAGAUCCGAUCGAAUGCGCGUAUCGUUUCGCUUCCCUCCUUCUGCGAAUUUCCAAUGUCCAGAAAGUGGCAGCAUUCAAGCGUGAGACGUUGUGCACAAUUGAAACAUUCAAUCUAAUGUCACCACAUCCGCUAACCAUGGAAAUAUCUCGAAAAUACUCUGAUAUCUCAUUUUUUUGA
Molecule: messenger RNA, 288 nt
Organism: Gongylonema pulchrum
Lineage: Eukaryota; Metazoa; Nematoda; Chromadorea; Rhabditida; Gongylonematidae
Source: the annotation of a GenBank genome assembly